AUGAAACGCUUGACGAACAAGAGUGAGCCCACCGCGGAGCAAAUAGACAAGUGGACGCCAGACACCCUCAUUGACGCACUCCUGGCAGUGAAAGGGAAGCCGAUCACGAAACCCGUGCCGAUGCAAGAGGCUGAUAUUAAAUGUUGCAUUAGCAGACUCAAGAAAAUUCUGGAAGGAGAACCGAGUUUGCUGAACGUUGAGGCACCAUGCAAGGUGGUCGGCGACAUUCAUGGACAAUACCCGGACUUGCUGCGUUUACUGGACUGUGGCGGCUAUCCACCCGAGACGAAAUAUCUUUUCCUCGGAGACUAUGUGGAUCGCGGCCCGUACGGGAUGGAGUGCAUGCUGCUCCUAUCCGCUUUGAAAGUAAAGUACCCGGAAAAGAUCUAUCUCCUCCGCGGAAACCACGAGUGUGCGCCUAUCUCUCGUAUUUACGGGUUCUACGAUGAAGUGAAGCGACGAUUCAACGUGAAACUGUGGAAAAGCUUCUGCGAGAUGUUCAACCUUCUACCAUUAGCAGCAACCAUCGAUGAGAAAAUAUUCUGUGUUCAUGCUGGUUUGAGCCCAGAUAUCACCAGUAUGUCUGCUAUCAACAAUGUCAAACGGCCUGUGGAGGUCCCCGAGGAAGGUUUGGUUUGCGACUUAUUGUGGAGCGAUCCAGAACCCGGUAUAUCUGGCUGGGCGGAUAACGACCGAGGCGUGAGUUUCACUUUUGGCGGCGACGUAGUGCAAGAUUUCCUCGAGAAGUUCGAUUUUGAUCUGGUUGUCCGAGCGCAUCAAGUCGUUGAAGAUGGCUACGAAUUCUUCGCCCAGCGCCAAAUGGUAACGAUAUUUUCGGCACCUCAUUAUUGCGGGGAGUUUGACAACGCAGGAGCGAUGAUGUCCAUUCGAGACGAUCUCAUGUGCUCUUUCCAGCUCCUCAAACCAUCGAUUAAAAAGAAGUAA
Molecule: messenger RNA, 945 nt
Organism: Perkinsus marinus ATCC 50983
Lineage: Eukaryota; Perkinsozoa; Perkinsida; Perkinsidae
Product: protein phosphatase type 1, putative
Exons: 11
Coding region: 1-945 (314 amino acids)
Cellular component (GO): cytoplasm; nucleus
Molecular function (GO): protein serine/threonine phosphatase activity
Source: RefSeq, a predicted model, not a curated record